Messenger RNA from Teleopsis dalmanni, 971 nucleotides. RefSeq lists its product as uncharacterized. NCBI's taxonomy places the organism in Eukaryota, Metazoa, Arthropoda, Insecta, Diptera, Diopsidae. The coding region runs from base 27 to 971 and encodes 314 amino acids. The record is from RefSeq and is a predicted model, not a curated record. The transcript has 4 exons.
GUUGGGAUUUGAACGCAAAAAAAGUCAUGAAUAAAAAAUAUAAAAUCGCGAAAAAAUUCAAAAUUGAAGACGCACCUUCGAGCAAUCUUCAUCAUUCAUUGCAAACUAUUGAUGUAAGUGGUAUAGAAGGUUCAACUUUGGUUAAAAAUGAACUUCCGGAGUACGAAAUACUCAGUGACAUGAAAAUGAGUGAUAACAGUUUUGAAAGGCCCUUUCGAAAUGAUAAUGUUAAGGUGGAACACAAUUCGCCAAAGUACAUCGUAACGCCAAAUGAAAUUAAAAGAGAAGAUUCUGACAAUGAAUAUGAAGAUGUAAAUAGCACUUCGUCAGAUUGUGAAAUAUUAAGUGAUAUGGAUGAGGUGUAUAGUGUGUCGUCUUCGGACGAUACAAUUUCUGGACAUUCUUCUCACUAUGAAAUGGAACAUAAUAUCGAAUGCGAAUAUAAGCUCCAUGAAAAUCCAAUUUAUCUAAUUUAUCCAAUUUAUCCAAUUUUUGAUAACAUCAAUUAUUUUGAUGACAUGUGCUUUACUUCAGGCUUAGAGAAUAUUGUAGAAUAUUCGAUGGAAGAGUUUGAGAAAUGCACUCGUCGUUCGCAGGAAAUUGUACUUCAAUUCUAUAGCUGCAUGAAGGGAGAUCGAACACGAAUCCCUUCUUUAUAUGACAAGAGCUGUUCUUUGAUUUUUGAUUCACAAAAAUUUGAUGGUGUAUUCUCCAUUGCGUAUUUUUACUUAAAUCUGCCAAAAACUGAAUAUCAAAUACUGCGAGUAGUUUGCAAAUUAACAAAUGAAGUCAUUACAUUGUGCGGUUUUGCGUAUGAGGUUAGAGUGACUGGUACACUCGAAAUUGGAGAGGAGGCUUCCAAAUGGUUCCGCCAUAGAUUCAUAAUUGCUGAGUACGAAGAUAGAUGUAGAAUCGUUUAUGAAGAAUUAGUAUACUUCAAUCCUGUACUUAUACCAAGAAUCAAGUCUUAA